Molecule: messenger RNA, 1767 nt
Organism: Closterium sp. NIES-67
Lineage: Eukaryota; Viridiplantae; Streptophyta; Zygnematophyceae; Desmidiales; Closteriaceae
Source: the annotation of a GenBank genome assembly
CUCGCAUCUACAUCACACUCUGCGCCGCAAAACUCUGCUGCGCUGCCUGGAACCGCGCUCCUUGUCCACACUAACAUAGCUUACUACGGCGUCUCCAGGCGGAAGGACUGAGGCCGGUCUACCUUUUCCGAGGGCGGCUGCGAGCUGCUUGGUCUGGCCGUUUAGACCUCCUCCUGCUGCGAGUCCCGUCAGAUUCAUCACCCUAACAGGUUUCUUCUUUAUUGAGCAUUCGCCUGUGAAUCCCGGUCCUUGGUUGCAUAUGCGUAGGCGAUCUACCAUCGAGCAGCCGUCAGAUAAGGUUGAAGUCUCUCAGUCAGCGACUGGGCCUCGCAGUCAAGCUCGUCCAGCCACGGACGGUCAGCAAGCACCCGCCAGCAUGUCGGUCGGCGAUCGCGUGCGCGACUUCUUCAAGUCCGACGCGGCGAAGCUCGUCCUCUGCGUGAGCGGAGUGGUGGGCACGCUCAUGAUCUAUGGCGUCAUGCAGGAGCGGAUCAUGCGGCAGCCGUACGGGCCCGACGGCGAGUAUUUCCAGCACUCGCUCUUCAUCGUGCUCUGCAAUCGACUGCUCGCCAUCGCCAUGGCCAUCACCGCGCUCCUGAUCAAGGGCAAAUCCAUGGCUCCCGUCGCGCCGCUCUACUCCUACGCCGCCGUGUCGCUCUCCAAUGUCGUCGCCACGGGCUGCCAGUACGAGGCGCUCAAGUACGUCAGCUUCCCGCUGCAAACCCUCGCCAAGUCCGCCAAGAUGAUCCCCGUUAUGAUCUGGGGCACGGCCAUAAUGCAGAAGGUGUACGGCGUCAAGGACUACGCCGUGGCGCUGCUCGUCACCGCCGGCUGCGCCAUCUUCGUGCUGUACGGGGGCGAGGGCCACCACCACCACAAGCAGGUGGAUUCCACGUUCUGGGGCAUUCUGCUCAUGGUCGGAUACCUGGGGUUUGACGGGUUCACGUCGACGUUCCAGGACAAGCUGUUCAAGGGGUACAAGAUGGACACGUUCAACCAGAUCCUCUACAUCUCCUCCUGGUCCGCGCUGCUCUCCCUCAUCGGGCUGAACGUGAAGAUGGUGGCGGCCAUCCAGUUCGUCACCAAGUACCCCUCCUGCUUUCUGCACAUCUUCCUGCUCUCUGCUUCGGCGUCGACGAGCCAGUUCUUCAUCUCCUACACCAUCCGCACCUUCGGCGCGCUUGUCUUCGCCACCAUCAUGACCACGCGCCAGCUUUUGAGCAUUCUUCUCUCCACAGUCAUCUACGGCCCUCCUCUCACAUCGGGCCAGUUUGGCGGCACGGCCUUGGUGUUCUCGGCUCUGUACUACAAGGCGAUAGCCGGCAAGAAGGCGGAGAGCAAAACCAAGCCAGCAGAUGAGGGGCUGACCUCAGACGGCAUGUCCGAGAAGGCUCUGGAGGCCAAGGAGUCAGACCCGCUGCUGGAUGGGGACGACGGGUCUCAAGGGCAGCAGAUGGGCCAAGUCAGCAUGCAGGGCGGCCAACAAGCAGACUUGAGCAACAAGGUUUAAGGAUGUGCAAGGACGUUGAUGGAAUAUGGUGAUAGUAAUGUGGAAGUUUCGUUGCCACCUAGACCGCAUGACCUGGCUAAGGCAUGAUAUUAUGCCAUAACAGGUUGGAGGGUACAACCUAUUUUGUCACUCGGCUUGCCUGCUAGUCGUGUACAACAUCCUGAUUGUUAAGGCUGACAGCGUCAGGUUUUAGGUGAAAGUGUGAUGGAGAGGCAUUGUUGUUUUACUUUAUCGAUUGUUGCUUGAACAUUUUUAAU